UUCCAAACAUAAGGCUACUAAUAGAGUUACGAUCACAAAUUUCCAUCGCUAAAAGUCACCCAACAUGAGGUUCUUCUUGUCUCAAGAUAACGUGGCCCAUACAAUAUCCCUCACUUAAGACAAAAGUCACUGUAAACAUUCUAUGAAGAAAAAACAGGAACCUCAUCAAGAUGAACAACAUGAUAUUGAAAUCCUCAAGGCUGUUGCACAAGCCUGGCAUGGCCACUCCAGCAGCCGUAGAACAACAGCCGAGUUCGAUGCGCACCGCCACAAUUUCAAGAAUAAGCCAUCAAGAUUCAAGCUUGAAGCUAUGAACAGGACAACUGAUGGUGGCACAGGCAAAUGGGAUUUCAACCAAUCACUUUGGGAUUCUUAUGAGAUUCUCAAUGUGUCUAAAAAGUUAGAAGCUGGGCUAGUGCUAGACCAUCCAUUGGAUGAACCAAUCCGAAUUGGACAGAAACGGAAAGAGAGUAAGAAUAGCUUAAGAAAUUUGCUCAAUAGUGUGUCUUCAAGAAGAUAUAACGAACCUCAUUUAGACACCAGAUAAGGAUGAAUUUCUCUUACACGCAUCAAGCUCUUGAAGUUGCACAAAAGGAUGAAUAGAGAAAGAAAAACAGUUCUGCAACAUCAUUAACUCGUUUCUUGUCCCAAUACUCGCUCCUUUCGGCGAUAUUGGCUGCUGUUCUCAAAUCAGCAAUUUGCAGGUCUGAUCUGUUUUAAUACUAUCAUAUUCCCGUAUCUUUGGUCACUUUUCUACCAAAAGAUUUGUCUUCUUGCUCUUGCUCGUCUUCUCCUUUGACAUGACUUGACAGACUCGUACAUUCAUCAGCUUAGCUUGUGGUAUUUAACAGUUAGUACUACAGCAAUAAUUAAGGUUCAGUGUAUGUAUAUUAUUCUUCCUCUACUUAGUUAAAUAUUCACACUGUAUUGUUACAACUGUUUCUUGAAAUAUAUUAGGCCACAUUUACACGUAGCUUUAUUCUGAUAAUUAUGAAGGCAAAAAGAUAAAAGCCUUGGAUCAGAAAAGGCUAAUGGAAGUGUUUGCCCAAAUGGAAACCAGAUAACUUUAGAUAUAAUACUAUAUUUUAUAUUGCACAGACCAAAUCAAACGUACAAAUCUACUGAGCUCUAUGGGUACAGCAAGGUGAACAUAAAAGGUUUUCUUGAUGGAAGCAAACUGAUUGUAAAACUGGCACGUAUCCGUAUAUGCAUAGCAUACUAUAUAGAUUAUUGAAGAAGAGCGGUGCUAAUAACAUGGAACUCUUUAACUUGACACUUUGAAGGUCCUCCAUUUGUGGAGUUCAAAAUUCUUGUGCUUCUGAUUGAUGGAGCCAUCAGCUUGACCCUCAACGUUCUUCUCUUUAUCAUUCUUGUUCAAAUCAGCGGUUUCCUUAGACUCCACGAACUGAACCUUCUUCUGGGACUCUGCGUCAGGGUUCUUUUGACGAUUCAAGCUAGAUUUUUGUCCUUUGUAACCUAAUUUGUUUUUGAAAAGAGAGAAAACGCUGGGGUAGAGAGGAAUAUCAGGGUGCAUCGUUGGGGUUUUCUCCAUUUUUUUAAGAUGAUUGUGGUAUUCGUCAUCGGAAUUAGUUGAUUUCCAAUAUUGCUUGGAUCUCAUCUUUUCUUGAGCUGCUAAAGUAAUUAGCCCUUGUUCUUUCUUCAGAGUAAUUGCAGUUUGAGCAGCAGAUUUAAAAAAAGGACCAAACACACUGCCUAACAUAUUCCAAAAGGAUAGAUGCCGAGAUUUGCAACUGAAUCUGAUUCCUUCUCAUUAGUCAGUAUCCAACAGUAGUUAUUCUAUUGAUAUUUCGGCAGAGAAUCAAAAGGGUUAACUAUUUUGUAUUCUGCAAAACUUAACAUUCUUAUAUAUGAUGAUAGUGAUCACAUUUGUCGAUCUCAAGAUACUCUUUGAUAUUUAAGUUAUCUAGCAAAGAGACUCCAAUCUAUUUAAGUCAAUGUCAAAUAAUUCACUCUUAGCUACAGGUUAGCUUGAAUUAGACAUGUCAUCGAUAUUUGGAGUCAUUAAUGUUGCAAGUAUAUAGGAACAAAUGUUUUGUUGCUCGAUGAUUUCCUACUAAAAAAGAAGCAGCAGCUCCAGGUUGAUAUGAUUCCUUAAUAGUUCUACCAUUCAAAGUUUGAGUUGUCUUAAGAAUUCAGGUUCUGGACCCCUUCGAUAAAACUUUUGGGGAAAGCAUUUACUAAUAUGUUCCACUAAAUUUCCUCAGAGAGAAAUUUUAGCUGCCACGGAACUAUUAUAUCUUUGUGGAAACAGAAAAAGUUGCGCAAAUGUUUAAUGAUCUCUCAAACUUCAGCUUGAAAUUCACUAGCUAAGUCUACUUUAUCUGACAAAGCAAGCUAAAAUCAUCUUUUAAGACAUUGCAUAUUACUCCUGAGCUAUUUAAUUCCACCUUUACCUGAAUUUGUCAUACAUAUAUCAAGCUCUUGAAGUUGCACAGAAAGAUUAAUGGAAAAUGAAAACAGUUCUGCUACAUCAUUAACUCGUUUCUUGUACCAAUAUAGCAUGAUAUUGGCUACUGUUAAUCCAUUAAACUCUUCCAUUGCAGUUUUUUCCACUUUUCUACCAAAAGAUUUGUCUUCUUGAUCUUGCUCGUCCGCUCAUUUGACAUGAGUAGAGAGAUCAGCUUGGCUUGUGGUAGUUUAUAGUUAAUAAUACUACAAUAUUAAGGAUCUAUGUAUAGUAUUCUUCCUCUACUUAAUUAAGUAUCCGCACUAUAUUGUUACAACCGUUUCUUGUAAUAUGUUAGGCCACAUUUAUGCGUAGCUUUAUUCUGAUAUUUAGGAGGUAAGAGAUAAAAAGCCUUAGAUCGGAAAAGGCUAAUGGAAGUGUUUGCCGAAAUUGGUAUCAGAUGACUGUAGAUAUAAUCGUAUUAUAUUUUCUAUUAGAUAGACCAAACCAAACUUACAAAUCUACUGAUCGAGAUUUAUGGGUACAACAAGGCAAACAUGAAAAGAUUUUCUGAUGGAACCAAACUGAUUGUAAAGCAGGCAUGUAUUAUAUAUUUAUAGCAAACUAUGUAGAUUACUGAAGUAUAGUGGUGCUAAAUUGCUAAGAUGGAAACUCUUUAACAUGAGACUCUGAAGGUCCUCCAUUUGUGGAGCUGAAAACCCUUUUGCUUCUGGUUGAUGUAGCCAUCAGCUUGCGCAUCAGUGUUCUUCUCUUUAUAAUUCUUGUUCAAUUCAGCAGUUUCCUUAGACUCCGUGAACUGGACCUUCUUCUGUAACUCAGUGGCCGGAUUAUUUCGAUGAUUCAAGCUAGACUCUUGGCCUUCAUAGCUUGCAUUGUUUUUUAAAACAGAGUAAACGUUGGGGUAGCUAGGAACAUCAGGGUGCAUGGUUGGGGCUUUCUCCAUUUUUCUAAGAUGAUCCAGGUAUUCAUCUUUGGAUGCUGUUUCCCAGUACUUCAUGGAUCUCAUAUUUUCUUGCUUUGCUAAAGUAAAUAGCCCUUAUUCUUUCUGCAGAGUAAUUGCAGCUUGAGCAACAGGUAUAAAAUGGCUCAAACACACUGCUUAAAAUAUUCCCAAGUGAUAGAUGCUGAGAGUUACAAUUGAAUCUGAUUCCUGGUAGAUGCUGACCUGAGAUUUACAAUUGAAUCUGAUUCCUGAUAGAUGCUGAGAUUUACAAUUGAAUCUGAUUCCUUAUCAUUAGUCAGUAUCCAACAGUUGUGAUUCUAUUGAUAUUUCGGCAGAGAAUCAAAAGUUUAGGAACAGGUGUUAUCAUGUUACUGAUAGUUGGAGGCAUUGUUGCAAGUAUUUAGGAUCAUGCUACGUUACUCAAGGUUUCCCUCUAUAAAAACAGCGGAUUCGGGUUGAUAUGAUUCCUUAAUAGUUCUACUACUCCUAUGACAUGCAGUACACGGGCAUUCGUGUUUCACAUUUUUAUCCUUGGGCAAUCGAAAGAGGAAACGGAAGCUUCUGAAAAAUGUUACUACAAAAACUGUGAAUACACACUAUAUUUAUACUAAACUUCGCGUACUUUACCCAAAUGAUUUAAUGCAACACAGUACGGAGGCCUGGUUAGAAUGUCUAAGCCACAUAUGUUGUUUACAUCAAAUUACGUUGUGUUAUUCCAGUCAAGUGAUAUAUUAAAUGAGAAUUAAUCUUAACUAUA
Molecule: messenger RNA, 4128 nt
Organism: Lycium ferocissimum
Lineage: Eukaryota; Viridiplantae; Streptophyta; Magnoliopsida; Solanales; Solanaceae
Exons: 2
Coding region: 143-547 (134 amino acids)
Source: RefSeq, a predicted model, not a curated record